CACAGCCACUGAAGAAUCAACAGUUUACUCGCCACCAUCUUCAAAUAGCUGGAGGGUUAUUGUCGGUAUACGGAUCGUAAGCAACACCCCUACGCCGCCACCAACAUGAUUUCACUCACGGAUUCGCAAAGUAAGAGCUACCGCCCCGAACGCGGUUCUUUUGUUUGUGUUGAAAAGCCGGUUUAGCUAUUUGUUGUUUGGCUAGUAGGUGCUUGAACACUAUUGGCUGAGAGGCGUCGUGACGUCUCCUGAAAAGAGGAAGCGGAAAGGAUAGCACGUUGAUACCGUUGUACUUCUAAAAAUAACAGUUCAUAUCCUAUAUUUACUCAUUAGUUUUAUACAGCAGCAUACAUAUUUAGCAUGUCUUUAAAGUAAGUAAGAAAUUGGUAUGGGGCUGACAGGGUUCGGAGUAUUUUUCCUCUUCUUUGGGAUGAUGCUCUUCUUUGACAAAGCUCUCCUGGCCAUUGGAAAUAUACUGUUUGUCUCAGGUUUGUCCUUUGUCAUUGGCCUGGAGAGAACAUUCAGAUUCUUCUUCCAGAGGCAUAAAGCCAAAGCCACCAGCUUCUUCCUGGGAGGAGUGUUUGUCGUUCUGAUUGGCUGGCCGAUCAUCGGAGUCAUUCUUGAGAUCUACGGCUUCUUCCUCUUAUUUAGGGGAUUCUUCCCGGUUGCGGUGGGCUUCAUCAGACGGGUACCAGUGCUGGGCUCCCUACUUAGCUUACCAUGGAUCAGAAAUCUGGUGGAUAAAAUCGGCGAGAGCAACAACAUGGUAUAACCUCAAGAUUUUUUUUGUUUUCCUAUUUAUCACUUUUUUCCAUAUAUGGUCAUUGCCACUCCAGAACUGCAUUUUCUCUGUGAGGAGGAAACAGGUUUUUUUUUUUUUUUUGUACCUGUCUGUGGGUUUUUAUGGGCUGGGGACCAAUGGACUGAUCCAAGCAAAACGUCUGGAACUUUCUAAGCGUCCAUGUUCUGUGCCUGGACACAAAACAGACAGCAUUGUUUGUGUCAGUGGAAUUAUCUGCGUGACAUCGCUAGCCAAUGAAAAGCAAAUCAAAUCACUUUUUUUUUUUGGUUCAAAAACAACUUAUGUUGCUUUUCAUUGGAAAGUGACAAACAGUUAAGUUGAACUAAACUCAUCAAGCUUAUUACUGUCAUUUUUGU
This is a messenger RNA of Dunckerocampus dactyliophorus (ringed pipefish), 1158 nucleotides long. RefSeq names its product golgi transport 1Bb (gene golt1bb). Gene Ontology annotation, cellular component: membrane; endoplasmic reticulum. NCBI's taxonomy places the organism in Eukaryota, Metazoa, Chordata, Actinopteri, Syngnathiformes, Syngnathidae. Bases 389 to 772 code for a protein of 127 amino acids. The transcript is spliced from 5 exons. Gene Ontology annotation, biological process: retrograde transport, endosome to Golgi; endoplasmic reticulum to Golgi vesicle-mediated transport. The record is from RefSeq and is a predicted model, not a curated record.